UUCAUAAAUCGCUGCUGUCCUUUUUCUUGGACACAGCAGCAACACCGGACGUGCUCUACCUGGAGAUGUUCGAGCCCAAAGAAUUGCGCGACCGAUUCACAAAGAUGCGCGUGCUCGAUCUAGCACUGCAAAACAACAUGGACUCGUUGGACAAGAAGGCGCACCUCUUCUUCAAGCAGUGCAAGCGCGACGAGCUGCAGAUCGAGUCCAUAGACACGGAGUUCCACAGCCUGCGCGGAGAGUACUUCAAGGUGACUUCCUACAGCUGGACCAAAGCAGCCACUGCUCUGCUGCUGAUUAUGGGAGAGGAGAAUUAGUGAAGGCGCUAAUUUGACCGACACUCUGGUCAACAGCUUCGCGGGACACGUUGCGGGCUC
Molecule: messenger RNA, 377 nt
Organism: Drosophila serrata
Lineage: Eukaryota; Metazoa; Arthropoda; Insecta; Diptera; Drosophilidae
Product: inhibitor of growth protein 3-like
Source: RefSeq, a predicted model, not a curated record